CUACCGUAUUUUAUUGAUAUUUGUUUUUAUGUGACUAUUUGAAAUGAGUCAGUUGAGAAUUUAUGGUUAUUUGCAUAAACUACAAAGUGCUUGAAAUAAAGUCUUGAAAUAUGUUUAUUGGGAAUCGGAUUCAUCGAAUGUUAUUAAUUCUUAUAGUUACUUUGUUUGUAAUACUUGGUAUUAUUUAUUUAUUUUCAGUGUCUGACUACAAAUACAACUCUGUUAUUGUAAAACCUAUUGGUACGCCUAAUGUCAAUUUUUUUAAGUCUAAAGCACUACUUAUUCCAAAACUAAUUAGUUCUCCAAUAAUAAAUGAUACAAAAGUUGAGUUAUUGAUUUUAAUCAAUUCAUCACCAUACAACCGCGGAAGACGAAAUGCAAUUCGUAAUUCAUGGGGAGCUUGUGAAAAACUCCAUUUGUUGUAUGCUGAAUCCAAGUUAAUACCAAAAGAAAUAUCAUGCAUUAGAGUUUUCAUGGUUGGGAAAAUGAUUUCAAAUAAAACAUCUUUGAUUCUCGAAGCUAAAACUUAUAAUGAUAUGAUUAUUGUAGAUCAUAAAGAUCAAUACAACACAAUCACUUAUAAAUUACUUGCUUCUUUUAGGUGGGCUCAUAAAAUUUUUCCAAAUUAUGUACUUAAAUCUGACGAUGAUGUGUUUGUACACUUGCCACGUCUUAUUUUACAAGUUCUUUCACAUACUAAAAAACGCUUUUAUGGAGGGGUUCCUUAUCAUAAUGGCAAAGUUAUGAGAAAUAAAAAUCACAAACAUUUCGUAUCUUAUGAGGAUUUCAAUGAACCUAGAUAUCCUUCUUUUUGUCGUGGAGACUUGUAUCUUUUUUCUGGCGAUCUUUUACCAGAGAUACUAAACGCUUCUGAAAAAAUACCUAUAUUUGGUGUUGAUGAUGCUUUUGUUGGAAUCCUUAUGAGAAAUAUAGGUGUUGUUCCACAGCAUAUAGAAAGAUUUAUUUAUGUAGAGCUGAAAGGGUAGUGUAGGUACAUCGACUAACUGUUAGGAAGAACAUGUAUUUAGUAUUUAUCGCUCAUGGCUACAGGUGCUACUACAGUUCUGCCCUAUAAGAAAAAAAACAAUUUC
Molecule: messenger RNA, 1091 nt
Organism: Hydra vulgaris (swiftwater hydra)
Lineage: Eukaryota; Metazoa; Cnidaria; Hydrozoa; Anthoathecata; Hydridae
Product: lactosylceramide 1,3-N-acetyl-beta-D-glucosaminyltransferase-like
Cellular component (GO): Golgi membrane
Molecular function (GO): hexosyltransferase activity
Source: RefSeq, a predicted model, not a curated record